Molecule: messenger RNA, 7139 nt
Organism: Equus caballus (horse)
Lineage: Eukaryota; Metazoa; Chordata; Mammalia; Perissodactyla; Equidae
Source: RefSeq, a predicted model, not a curated record
CUGGGAGAGAGUCCAGUGUAGUUGAAGGCAUCCUGCGAUAGAGCCCCCCUCCCAUUGCACAUCCUUGCAUGUUCUGCAACAUUCUGCAGGGCAGAGGCAGGGAGGCUGUGGCCUGGCUCUGGGAGUGACCGGGAGGUGUCCGUGCUCGUGUGCCCUUCAGGGUGGGAGCACCCCCAGUAGCUCUGGGCAGCCGUGGCAGCAUCUUGCGGGGAAGGCCUUGAGUCAGGAGCCUCUAUCAGCACCACCCUGUCACUGUCAUGCCACGCGGACCUGCAGGCGUCCAACCUGGGUGCCCUGGUGGGCAUGUGGGUCCUGGUAGGAUACUGGGCAAGGCACCCUGAGGCCUUUUCUGCUCUGAGAUCUAGGGGUGCUUUUGCCACUUCCCUGGCUCUUACGUGGAAGUCUUGAGCACUGAGACCCAACUGGGUCUCUGGGAGGACAGGGAGGGGUCUGCCUGCUCUGGUCCUGGCAGUUGACUGAGGGGUACUGGGCUCCUAUCAGGGGCGCUAUGGGAGUGACGAUGUCUGGACGGUGCUCAGGGAGGCAGAGGCCAGAGGGAGCUGCAGCCAGGCAGUGGGCACGGCUGGGGCCGGAGGUCCCGGGGCUCCUAAGGAGGUCAUUGAGGGGUGUGGCCUGCCUUGCCUGGGGGUAGUGCCCAGGGGUCUCUGUCCCCAGCUCCUCCAGGGGUGCCUGUGACCCCGCGUGUGCUGAAGCUUCCUGCACACGAGUGUUUUCUCAUGUAAUCCCUGCCUGGUGAACAGUUUUUAAUUCUUAAAAAAUUUUACCAAAAGCUGACAACACCCAGCUCUGCUCUGGUGGGCUGGCAAGUCCUAGCCACUUGUCCGAACGACAGCCUCUGGCUCCAGCCAGAUCCGUGAUGCUCUGGAGGGACCAGCCCUCCCUAUGUUCACGUCCACAUCAUGCUUUUCAUGUUAGCCCUGAACUGAGUCACACUCAUGCCUCCGCAGCCCCUCAGCCUGUCACUUGGGACCCUGAGAUGUGUACCCAGGACAUGCCCCGUUCAUGGACCUUGGGCCUCAGUUACCCUUGCUCACCUGCUCUCCCGGCCCCAACUGAGAUCACUGGUUGAGGGGCUCCUGUGUCAGAACCCUCGGGCUCCCAGGGACCUGGGGCUGGCACAGGGUGAGUAGCUGGAGCAGGGAGGGGACUGGGCCUCCUGUGGGCCAUGGUGGGGAGGGGGUAGACCCACGCCUCAGUCUGCCCAUCAGCACUGGUGGGAUGAGCGAGUGUCGGUCUUGCCCUGCCCUGACUCAGGCUGCCGCUCUGCUCCCCCAAGGGCCCCUGGGUUACCACCAGGAUGGCCCAGUGCUGCUGGCUGGUAGGGGGAGCUUGGCGUGGCCUCAGCCUGUCACUCACCUCCCCAAAACCUGAGGCUGGCUGAGGUUGGGGUCUGAGUGUGGCCUUGACCCUGAAUCUCCAAAAUGUGAGCCUUUUUCUGGUUGGAGGCAGCAUCAAUUUCAUCAAGUUCUCACGAAUAUCUUUGACUCAGGAAAGGUUAAGAAGCCCUCAGUGAGGGACACUUGCCCCCCGCCCCAUGUAAAGCAAUAACCCCUGUCUGGGACAGGCCCUGGCAGGCCGGUCUGCUGUGCUGUUCCACCGCCCAGAGUCGGGGCAGGGAGGGGGACACGGCUGCACUUGCCCACAUGGCACACAGAACCAGGAGCUGAGUUGUGGGGGCCCAUCUGGUGAGUGUCCCCCUCCAGGCGCUGAGCUGCCUUCCAUGUCUCUCCCCCGUCAACCACAGCUCCACCAGUCCUUGGUUGCCCUGUCUGUCUUGCCGGGAACCCCCAGUUCUGCCCUCGCUGAGGCCUUGCAGCCCCUCGGCCCCUGGAUUGGUCUGGGAGGAUUUGCAUUGACCGAGGUCAAACCUGCAGAAGCCAGAGCUGCUCUGCCCUGGCCCAUGGCAGGCAAGCGGGCAUGCCCCUGUCCCCGCACCAGCUCAGUCCAACCCUCCCCAGCUGUCCAGGGGCAAGCCCCCUUCCUCCACCGUGUGUCCCACGUGUUUUCAUGACAACAGAGCUCAACCAGUCAGCUUCAGUGUCGGCCAUGGCUGGGCCAUGGACGCGAGGGUGGACCAUCGCUGUGGCUGUGGACUGGAGAGGGGUCCUUGACAAGAAAGCGGCCAUCAACACAUGGUGUCCUGAGGCCCUGUUGUGUCCGCUCUGUCAUUCAGAUGUCCUUGAGUCCCAGGAAGGGCGAGAGGAUGGACUCUGUCUAGAGAUGGGUGACCAAGGCCAGGAAGGGUGGGCCCGGGCCGGGGCUCUGUGCCUGCCCCCUCCUCCUGAGGGUCUUGCCUGAGUCUCGCUCACCUGUGCAUUGGCUUCAGGGCGGCAGGUGUGGAGAGAGCAGGCCGGUCCUGGGCCCCGUCAGGGUCUUGGGUGCUGUGAAGCCCACCCACCCGUGCUGUUUGCCCUUCCCCGGGCCUGCGCUUGGACUCCACCUCCACCUUCACCAUCCACUGCGCACCCUUAAACCUUCUGCUGGCUGUGGGCUCCCUCCCACCCCUCCCAGCCCCGCCCAUCUGGCACCCUCUGCUACAGCUCACUGGAGCCCUUUCUGAGCCAACAAGCCCCAGAAUGGGGCUCCAGCCCCUGGACCCUUCUCCACUACCCGCAGCUGGUUCUGGCUUCUGUCUCCACACACACCUUGCCCCUGGGCGAGACCAACUGGGGCUCGGUCCUGUGAUGAGUUGGCUGGGGGUUGGGCUGGGCAGUGUAAGACCAAGUCCAGGGGGCUGGCUGGGGGCCCUGAGCCCGUCCCGUUGGAUGUGCAACCCCUGUGGACCUGUGUUCCAGGCUCCCUCUGGCUCCUGGGUCCCUCUGGCCUCAGCAGUAGCCUCGCCAGCAGUCUCUGGGCCCCCAGGGGCCUGCCUCAGCCUUGGCCUCCUCCCUGGGGCUCGAGGCUCGAGGCUUGCCUUCUGGCAGCCCCGCUGCUCCGCAUUUGAUCUCUUUAGCAGGUGGGCUGGGCCUGGGCCAGGAAGUGGGACGUGGCCUCCCCCAGCUCACGGGGGCCUUGACCAGGUGUUGCUGAUCCCAGAAGCAUUUGGACAGGCCAGGAGCCUUCACAGAAAUGGAGGAAGGGUGGCCUGGGGCACUCACUGCCCUGCAACACCCUGGAUGGUCAGUUCUUGAAGUGAGGCUGCGUUGUGGCCUUGCUCAGAAGCCCUGGUCUUGAGACAUCUGGGAAGGCCUCACUGAGGGGCCGGUGCUGACAGUCUGGGGGCGCAGGCCAAAAGAAGAGCAGGUGCAAGUCACAGGUGUGUGGCAGUUUGCACAGGGUUGGAGAGCGCUUAGCGUGGUGAAGUCCCAGAGUCCUGCCAGGUGGGGACGCAAGGUCUGGGGCAGUGGAGCCAUGCUGGGGCCUUUGAAGAGUCUUGGGAGGGCACUGUGUGAGCGAGUCCAUGAGUUCAACAGGCUAAUGAGGGUGUGGAGGAGGGCUUGGCAGGCAGGGGUCUAAAGUGGAUUGAGACUCUUGUGGUCUGAAGUGGAUGGAGAGCUUGGCUCUGCCCCCUGCGGCUGGGGAGUGCCCUGCUCUUCCUCCCCUUGCCCUCGUCCAUUAUUUUGUCACUAGACUGAGCCUGGCCUCCAGCCCCUAGGGCAAGCCUGACCUGAAGUCCUUCUCUUAGCAGAGGCUACAAGGACACUGUUCCUGCCUCUACCAGAGGGUCAGGCAGGGCAUGGAGUGGCCUGGGACACGUCCCAGGGACAGGGACUUCUCACAUUGGACAUGCGUGAAACACACACAUGAAAACACUCAACAGUGGAUGCAGGAGUGGUCACUGUCUGGCCACACCUGACCCAACCCUCUGAGGGGAUCCCGGCAUGGGCCCACUGGCAGCGCCGCCUGCUCCCUCGGCAGUCAGGAGUGGCUCGGGGGUGGCGGUGUCUAAAGGGGCUGGUUGCCAUGGCUACCAUAGGGUUCCGAGGCCGUCAUCUGGUCCCUGCCUCAGCCAAUCGGCGGUGGGAGCCCGAGCUGCAGCCUGGAGUCACGCUUCUUCCUCCCAGCCACACAGUGGCCAAGAGCAGGGACCCGCUUCCUGGAGUGGCUGAAAGUGCUCAGACGGACGGCCAAGCCCAUCAUGGCGGACCGAGGGAUGGCGGGGCGCGAGCAGGCACACGGAGCCAGGCAGGUGAGGGCGGGGGCCCUGAAGAGCUGGAAGCCCAAGGGCCCUGUUCUGGCCCCAGGGCCUGGGGGCACCUGCCGCCAUGGGCCAGGAGGAGGAUGGACAUGGACGCAACCCUGGGACGCAGCAGCAGCUCUGCAGAACCAAGGCAAGCAUUGGGGGCCCGUGUCUGGGAGUGGGGAGGCAGCUUGAGAGCCAAUGUCCAGGAGGUCCUGCUGUCUGUCCAGCCCACCCAGGACUCCACACUCCACAGAGACCACACUGUGCCAUGAGGGCCACCACUCUGCCUCCUCUGAGGCUCUGAGGCUUAACAAGUUGGGGGAGGAGCUGCGAGGGCGUCCCCCAUGCCCAGCACUGCAAGGCCUGGGGCCAUUCUAGCCGGAUGCGGGCGAGAGUGACACUGCUGCCAGGACCCCAGUGGGGUCAGUGUGGGUUCAGCAGUGCAGCUCCUGUGAUGUGCUGUCCUAACCCAUGGCCUCCGCCCCUGCCAAGCCGGCCCCGAGGCAUGAUGAUGACCCUAGGAGGGGGCCUGGGCCCUUGGCAGGCUGGGGAUGCUUCCCUGGUCCUCAUUCCUCACUGCUCCUCUUUCCUACAAAACCCUGAGCAGUGGAUGGUAUGUCGAGUCCUCGGAGAGGCAGGAUGCCAGUGGCUGGGGGCUGGGAUGCCUCUGUACCCACUCCCCCCAGGCAAGCACCACCAAUGGGCAGCUGGGUGGGAGGUUGGCUGGUGGCUCAAGGAACACUGAGCCAGGACUUCUGUCCUUGCUUGGGAGCUGUGAAGGAUGAGAGUGGGCAGGGAGGGUGAGCAGUGUCCAGGAGAAGAUGCGGUGGCAUUAGAGGUGACCUGGGGGAUUCGGGGGGGGCAGGGUAGUGGAAGGAUGAAGGUGGGCAAGUGACCAGAUACACCCAGGGAGGGUGGUGUGGAGGAGAUGUCAGGGAGGGGCCCUGACGGGCUAUGGGAACCAGAGAGCAGAUCAGAUGGGGGCUGUUGGGGAAGGUGUGGGAUGGACGAGGUGCUGGGGAGCCCUGGGCUAGGAGGUUAGGUCUCUCUGUGGCCUGAGCUGUACCCUCCUCGUCUAUAGAAUGGGGGUAUAGCCCUUCCCUGGAGGCUGCUGGUAGCAUUUCUUGAGGUGCCAGGCCUGGCAUGGCUCUGCAGAGGACAGGGUCCUGGGUGGUGGCAGAAGUGAUUCCUUAGGGGCAAUAAUCAAUUCCUGGUGCUCACAUCCAUCCCUUGGGGAGGAGUUGGUGGUGGGUGGGAAACAUGGAGUCGGCCACCUGGGCUUGUGCAUAGGACAAGGGCUGCUAUGGUGACAGUGGGGGGUGUGGGGAGUGCAGGGGAUGGGGAGGGCAGUGGGUGCAGGGAUCAGCACAUCCAGAAGCCCUUGCUCUCAGGCUGGCCUGGGCGAGUGGGACCCACAGCCUGUGGUGGGAAGGGGAGCCCUGUCCAGAACCUGGAUGGUGCCUGGGAGAAAUCGAGGCAGAUGGGCCCAGCUGGGGUGAGGCCUCAGCCAGUCUCAGCCACAGCUCUUUGGCAGUGGGGUUACUGCCUAAGUGACAGCCAGCAUUUAUGGGAUGUCUCCUGCCCACUGUGUGCCUUGGCCCUCUCUGAGUCCAGACUGCCUGGGGACUCAGGGAGUGCAGAGCCCUGGCCCAUCUUCUCAGGGUCCUGGCCAGCUAGGGGGCAGCCGGCAUGGAGAAGGUGGAGACUGGGGCUGGUGGUCACCAGGGGCUCAGGUACCGGUCAGCCUGGCUCUGCCCUCCAACCACCCAACUCCUGGACACUUGCUUCCUUCAGUCCGCGGGCAGUUGGUGGCCGUCCUCCUGCAAAGGUCCUCCUGUCCAGGGUGGCGGGCAGGGAGCCCCGAGGUCUCCAGUCCGUCUGGCCACCACGUCCGCCCGGGCACCAGCUGCUCGCCCCGAGCGGGUGGGAGGCCGGCUGGGCGCGGGCCGACCUUGGGAGGUGGACACCGGUGUGGGCGGCAGAAAUGGGCUGCCUCCUAGCGUGUGCCCACAUGAGGGGCACCGGGCUAGUUGGGUGCCAGGCCGGUCCUCUCGGUGGCCGGGGUCCUUCAGGGAACCUCGCGGGGACGUCUCCCCACGCCGCGUUCCGGGACGCCAUAGCCCAGGUGGACGAGCGUAGCGUCCCGCCGCCCGUCCAGGGUCCCUUCGACGGCAUCCUCGCCGAGCGGCGCGACCACAGCCCCGCCCCACGUCAGUGCAUCUCGUCUCGCCAGCUCGCUCCGCCCGCCUCGCGCCGCAGGCCCGCCGGGACGCUCUGGCCCCGCCUCCGCGCCCUGGCCCCGCCCCCCUCAGGCUCCGCCCUCCCCGGCGCUCCGGCUCCGCUCCCGCUCUCGGCCCCGUCCACACGCUUGGCCCCGCCUCCGCGGCAGAGGCUCCGCCCACACGUUCCCCGCCUUGUUUCCGCAGUCUGGUUCGGUCUCGCGUUCUCGGCGCCGCCCCACGUCCCGGCCCCGCCCCGCGCUCCCGGCCCCGCCCCACAGUCUCAGUUCCGCCCCACGUCCCGGCCCCGCCCCCACGCUUGCGGCCCCGCCCCCGCUCUCCGCCACGCCCCACGCCCUUGGCGCGCCCCACGUUCCGGCCCCGCCCCACGCUUGCGGCCCCGCCCCGCGCCCGGCCCCGCCCCCGCACUUCCGGGCGGCGCCGGCGGGGGCGCUCCGGCCUGGGCUUGUGCGUCGGGUCCGGCUCCCCGCUCGGGGAAGCGAUCGCGGCUGCUGCCGCCGCCGCAGGACCGGCCGGAGUCGGGCCGGACCGCGUCCCCGGGACCAGGCCAGGGAGAGCGGCGGCCGGCCUCGGCGGCGCCCCGCGGCCUGCCCCGCGCCCGCCUCCGGGCCGCCGCGCCGCCGCCGCGAUGGGGGCCGCCCCGGGCCGCGCCCCCGCCCCGUCCCGCCCGCCGCGCCGCCGCUGAGCGCAUGGGCCGCGCCGUGCCGCGCCGCUCCGGGAGCCGGGCCCGGGGCCCCGCCGCCGCGCGCGGGUGA